CAAACUGGCAGUGCGCGCGGUCCAUCGCUCAUCCUCCGCUCCUCACUUCGGCACUGAGCACCAUGUUGGCCGGACAGGCGCGAGCGGCCCUCGGCAGGGCCUUCUUCCAAAACGCCACCCCCGAACUCGCACCCUCCAGAAGAGCAUUCGCCGCCACAACCCACACAUGUUUUUCGUGGUUCGGGAAGCCAGAACCGGCGCCUGCCGUCCGCGGCCCCAUCACCAACAAAACCGAAAUCAUGCAGUUCAACGCCGCCUUUCCAGACGUGGUGCGCGACCUGACCGAAACCGGAAGACAUCUCGAAGUGCCCGCGGCCACUAAGUGGUUUGCCCAGGUUUUGCAGUACACGGUUCCGGGAGGAAAACGAAACAGAGGUUUGGCCGUCGUACAAGCGUACAAAUAUCUCGCCCAAGAAAACACUGCGGAGGGACUUAGACAGGCGCAGCUUAUGGGAUGGGCCGUUGAAAUGCUUCACGCCUCGCUAAGCGUGGCCCAGGACGCCCUGGACGGCGCCGAGUUGCGUCGCGGCCGCGCCAGUUGGCCCGUGCACUGCGGCCUGGGCCUUCGGGCCGUCAACGACGCGGCCCUCCUUGAAACCGGCCUCUACGAACUGCUCAAAAGGCAUUUCCGCACACAUCCUCUCUACGUCGAAAUCCUCGAACUCUUCCACGACGUGACCCACAAAUCGAUCAUGGGCCAGGUGCUGGACAUUCAGGCCCGCUCGGAUGCAACCCUGGAACUUUUCACCAUGGAAAGGUAUCAGGCCAUCGUCAAGUACAAGACUGCCUACUACACAUUUCAACUGCCCGUCAUUCUCGCCAUGUACCUGGCCGAGAACAAUGAUUCAGAAUUGCACAGACAGGCUAAGACCAUCCUCAUGGAAAUGGGACAAAUUUUCCAAGUUCAGACUGAUUUUCUGGACUGUUUUGGUGACCCAAGCACCAUUGGACACGAAUCUUCCGAUAUUGAAACAGGACGGUGUUCUUGGCUGGCGGUUGUUGCCCUUCAGAGAGCGAAUCCUGCCCAGAAAAAACUCAUGCAGGAGUGUUACGGAAGCCGAGACCAAAACAAGGUGGAGAGGGUGCGCAAGUUGUACAGGGAAUUGGCCAUUCCGGCCACCUACCGCAUCUACGAGGAGCAAAGUUACGAACUUUUGUGCCGCCAAAUCCAGCAAGUGUCCAAAGGGUUGCCGCACAAACUCUUCUUCCGCAUUCUCGAGAGCACUUACGUCCGUCAGAACUGACAAGGGACGCCAUCAGCUCAAACCACCGACUUAAUAUUCAAGAUAAAAUGAACAAUGGAAAAUAAUUGAUCAAAGAAUCUCUCUAAUGAAUUGGAGAAAAAAAUUAAAGUGUCGUAAAAUAUAUCUUUCAUUAAAUUAAGAUAAAAUUUUUGAUUAUAAUCAAACGAAGUGAAAUAUUUUGUGGAUGUGUACAUGCUUAUUAAAACUUUUUGAAAAUAUCAAAUAAAUAAAAUGUGGA
Neocloeon triangulifer is the source of this 1482-nucleotide messenger RNA. Its product is annotated as farnesyl pyrophosphate synthase-like. Gene Ontology annotation, cellular component: cytoplasm. The transcript has 8 exons. Gene Ontology annotation, molecular function: dimethylallyltranstransferase activity; (2E,6E)-farnesyl diphosphate synthase activity. Gene Ontology annotation, biological process: trans, trans-farnesyl diphosphate biosynthetic process. Bases 63 to 1244 code for a protein of 393 amino acids. The record is from RefSeq and is a predicted model, not a curated record. NCBI's taxonomy places the organism in Eukaryota, Metazoa, Arthropoda, Insecta, Ephemeroptera, Baetidae.